Maniola jurtina (meadow brown) is the source of this 1097-nucleotide messenger RNA. RefSeq names its product ras-related protein Rab-24-like. The record is from RefSeq and is a predicted model, not a curated record. Gene Ontology annotation, cellular component: autophagosome; endomembrane system. Gene Ontology annotation, molecular function: GTPase activity; GTP binding. Gene Ontology annotation, biological process: intracellular protein transport. Bases 163 to 777 code for a protein of 204 amino acids. The transcript has 5 exons. NCBI's taxonomy places the organism in Eukaryota, Metazoa, Arthropoda, Insecta, Lepidoptera, Nymphalidae.
AGGUACAAAAACAGAAACAUUAAUAAAAAAAAACAUGUGAUCUUAAAUGAGUGCUAUAAUUACAUUGUUAUUGAAAUAACAAUUGUUAUACGCGUUAAAACUUCUCAAUAAGUGCAUCUUAUUAAUUAUAAGUAUGAUAACAGAGUUCAAGUGUUAAUAAAAAUGAGUAGAUGUGAUUUUAAAAUAGUGCUUUUGGGCAGCGAACAUGUUGGAAAAACUAGCCUGGUACUUCGAUUUGUUAAUUGCAGAUUCAAUUCUGGUACGCCAUAUCAAAACACAAUCGGUGCAGCUUUUUGUGCCAAACAGAUGCACUCCAACGGCAAAGACUUCAAUGUUGGGAUUUGGGACACGGCUGGCAGUGAAAGGUAUGAAGCUAUGACCAAAAUGUACUACCGUGGGGCUCACGCAGCUAUAAUAUGUUAUGAACCUUCUUCACAAGCCUCGUGGACUCGGUUAAGACAUUGGCUGUUGGAACUGCGCACUGUUGAAGAGGACUGCAAGGUAUACCUAUGUGGUACGAAAAAGGACCUCUUAGACAGUGGUGCAGCGCAGAGAGAGGUGCCAGAGGACAUAGUGGCAACAUACUCACAAGGGUUGAGAGGUCACUUCCUGACCUCCAGCAAAACUGGGGAGAAUGUUGACGAGCUUUUUCAAAAAAUCGUCGACGACUGCGCGACGGAUCUCAGAGUGAUGAAGAACGUAGAAGAAGCGAGAGUGCAGCUGCAAAAAGAAGAUGCUGCUUACAGAGCGAAGCAUAAAGAAUAUUGCUUCUGUUGAUACUUUUUUUUUUCUCUCGUCUGGCUUUACACUGAUUAGCCAAUGUCAAGUUUGUAGUUAUUUACAAGUUAGGGAAACUAUAUGUAUAAGUGCGAGUCAGACUCGCGCACCGAGGGUUCCGUAAUCGGGUGUUUUUUUUCGACAUUUUGCACGAUGAAUCAAAACCUGUUAUGCAUAAAAAAAAACUGUUUUGGAAUGCACAGGUUUGGUUUGUCUUUCAUAUGAUACCCCACUUGGUAUAGUUAUCUUACUUUGAAAAUUGAAACACAUUUUAAUUAUAUUACAUUUGUGAUAUAACCAUAAAUUCACGGUUUUCGGAU